UAUAAUUGUUCUCAGGCUUCCUUCCUAAAACCAUCAAUGGAUUCCGGCAAGCUCCCCCGCCGGAAAAACAAAGUCAUCUUCGUCAUGGGCGCCACUGGCUCCGGCAAGACAAAGCUCGCCGUCGACCUCGCCCUCCACUUCAACGGCGAGAUCAUCAACUCUGACAAGAUGCAAGUCUAUGAUGGUCUUGACAUCAUCACUAACAAAGCCACCCUCAGCGAGCGCGCCGGCAUCCCCCACCACCUCCUCGGCGGCGUCCCUCCGACAGCGGACUUCUCCGCCGAGGACUUCAGCCGUGCCGCCACCUUGGCCGUCGAUUCCAUAAUCUCCCGGGGAAAACUCCCCUUCAUUGCCGGUGGCUCCAACACUUACAUCCAAGCUUUAGUCGAUGGUGAUGACGGUCUCUUUCGUGCAAAAUAUGACUUAUGUUUCAUUUGGAUCGCCGUCGAAUUGCCGGUUCUUUUUCAGUUUGUCGGAAAUAGAGUCGACAAAAUGGUUGAGCUAGGGUUGGUUGAGGAAGCAAGAGGAGUGUUCAACAUCGAAGACGAUGAUUAUACGAGAGGCGUUCGAAGAGCUAUCGGUGUGCCAGAACUCGAUAAGUAUUUCAGGGAUGAAAAUAAGGUAGACAGUGAUCGAAAAGCCGGGAUUUUGGGGGAAGCUAUUGAGCAAGUGAAGGUGAAUACUUGUAAACUUGUGAGUUCACAGUUGGUGAAGAUUGAGAGGUUGAGGGUGGAGUCGGGGUGGGAUGUUAAAAGGUUGGAUGCCACCAGAGUUUUCUUGAAAAGGGGAUCGCCGGAGUUUGAGGGAGCUUGGAUGGAGAUGGUGGUGAAACCGGCUUUGGAUAUAGUGAGGAGGUUUUUGAAUGGUGAGUGUGAGGAGGUUCUUGCUGUUGGUGUGUGUGUGUGUGAUUCUCAAAAUGGGAGGGAGAUGAUAUAUAAUAUAUAGAUAUUAUAAUAUGUGUGAUUCCAAAUAUGAGAGGGAGAUAAUAUAUAAUAUAUCAUUAUUAUUAUUAUUAUUAUAGGUAUCAUAAUAUGUGUAUGAUGAAGGCGGUGAGAGGGAACAAAUUGUUAUGAAGGUUUUUAUGUAUUGAAAAGAAAAAUAA
Molecule: messenger RNA, 1102 nt
Organism: Dioscorea cayenensis subsp. rotundata (Guinea yam)
Lineage: Eukaryota; Viridiplantae; Streptophyta; Magnoliopsida; Dioscoreales; Dioscoreaceae
Product: adenylate isopentenyltransferase 3, chloroplastic-like
Exons: 1
Coding region: 37-945 (302 amino acids)
Biological process (GO): cytokinin biosynthetic process; tRNA modification
Cellular component (GO): mitochondrion
Molecular function (GO): tRNA dimethylallyltransferase activity
Source: RefSeq, a predicted model, not a curated record